Molecule: messenger RNA, 2950 nt
Organism: Daphnia magna
Lineage: Eukaryota; Metazoa; Arthropoda; Branchiopoda; Diplostraca; Daphniidae
Product: homeobox protein GBX-2
Exons: 4
Coding region: 351-1841 (496 amino acids)
Biological process (GO): regulation of transcription by RNA polymerase II; cell differentiation
Cellular component (GO): nucleus
Molecular function (GO): RNA polymerase II cis-regulatory region sequence-specific DNA binding; DNA-binding transcription factor activity, RNA polymerase II-specific
Source: RefSeq, a predicted model, not a curated record
CCAAACACUACGUGAUUCUCUUUAGGUAUUCGAUGCCGGUGGAAACGAGACGCACGCGCCAGUCCUCGACAUUUACCCUGAGUGAAAUUCCUCUCAUUUCAACACAACAGAAGCACAAGCUUCCUCUUCAAUCUUGCUUCUCGAGAAGAGUUUUUAUUUGUCACACUCACCAUAAGUGAAAGGAAGUUGUCCCAUCUUGUACUUUGUUGGAACAGUGCAAUCAAAUUGUGAAAGUGAUCAACAUUAUUCUCUGCUGAAAUUAUUAUCCUUCGCAGUGAUUUAAAAUUUAAUAAAAAACAAAGUGAUUGUGAACAGUGGGUUACAGUGACUUAAAUGUGCUCGUUCAAAUCAUGAUAACCUCCCUAGCUGACUCGAUCUCACUGUCAAAGAGUGAGGAAAAGCAAAAAAUGACGGACGUGAAAACGAGCGUUGGUGGAGGAACAAAGCCAUCGGGUUUCACAGUGAAAGACAUCUUAGAUCUACCAAACGUCAAAACGACCAGCUGCUCAAAAGACAAGAUUUCUCCUUCUUCCGGAACUGAAGGACUUUUGGCGAGCAGUUUGUUCUCACCUACUUUCCAAAUGCUCGGAGAGAACCUUCAUGGACCUUAUAACGGCUCAUUCCCACGGCAUCCGACUAUCGAAUACCCAGUUGGUUAUCCGUCGGAUCUUCUCUAUAGCUUAGCCCGAUGGCCUACGUCUGCGAUAACCAACCCAAAUCGGCACCUAAGUUUGGGGCAACUCGGAUUGUUCGCCCAUUCACAGCGUCAACAGGCGGCCGAAAACUUUGCGAUGUCUUCGAUGGAGGCCAGUUCUCGAUGGGAAGCGCGAACGGCCAAAGCGAGGGCUACCAUCAACAUGACGCCUCUCAGUCCCGACACAACCUGUUCUACGCCCAUUCAGGAGGCUAAUGGCAACUUCAAAACGGAUAGCCAAGAGUCCCGUUCGCGUCAAGACGACGCUUGUCCCGAUAGCACCGACUGUAACAACGGCAUCCUGGACGACAGUAGUGACCUGGACGUUUUCAAUGCUAGUGGAAGCAGCGGUGAUAUGCGGGAUGAUUCCAGGAUGCACGACGAAGGACUAAGCGACAGUGAUGACGAUGAAGAUGAUGAACUCGCGCAUGGGGCGAAACGGAAAGAGCCGUCCCAUUCCCGUCUGGAGAGAACGAAUGCUGAAGACGGCCAAGGUAUGAGCAAGAAACGUAAAAGACGGGUCCUUUUCUCCAAAGCUCAAACUUAUGAGCUGGAGCGUCGCUUCCGCCAACAGCGGUACUUGUCGGCCCCUGAACGCGAACAUUUAGCCAACAUCAUACAUCUAACACCGACACAGGUGAAGAUAUGGUUCCAGAAUCAUCGCUACAAGACGAAACGAGCCCGGCAUGAGAAAAACGUUCACGAUCUUCACCAGUCGAUGCCUCCUGCUCGGAGGGUGGCUAUCCCAGUUCUGGUCAGAGAUGGGAGAACUUGCAUUGUUGGAGCUUUGAAUAAUGGCUCUUCUAGUGCCAGUAACAUCCCGGGGCCUGACAAAUCCCUCAACAGCGUCCAAGCUCACGAAUUUUCUCUCACUAAUUCGGCAGCAGCAGCGGCUGCUUGCAUGAACGCCAUGUCUUUUAAUAUGAAUGCUCCAAACAUGGUCAACGCAUUCAGCAUGAAUGGGAUGGGCUCCAACACCGUUGAUCCGUCUUCCAUGCAACUACCAUCUUUAGCGACCAUGAACCAAAGCCUACGCCCAGCACCGACAGCGCAGUCGAUAGGCUCUUUGCCCUCCACCAUUCCCGGGUCUAUUCCUCUAACGCAAAGCCAUUCUUUCAGUUUUGGACCGCAGUCUCGGUGGUGGUAACAAACAUUCCAAGAUAUUAAUUCAUAAUGACUUCACAUGUGCUAAUUUUAACGUGUGUUUUGCUAGAUUUAAAGGAGAAUAUUUGAAACUUCUUGUUGAUUGGGUGCACACUCACUAUUCCCAGCCCAACCACAUAUAGAAGCGCAGUUGCUUAUAUAGCCUAUACCUUUGUACGAUCUCAUAUUCAAUGUUGUUGACCUUGUACUCCAUCUAUUCAUCAUGGAUUCUGUCGACCUGUUUCAUUAUCGAACACAAAACGGAACUCGUCUAUUACUCAUAGACCAGUGUGCUACUGAUUUGAGCAUUUCAUUCAAUUUCAAUAUCCACGGCGGUGACCCGAUACUUUAAUUUUCAAAUUAAAAGUAUCCAGGCCACCGAGUUGAGCUAUAUUUGAUAUGCUAAAUCAUAGUUUCGCUGCUUAAAAACAUUUCGGUAUAGUAAGUUCUUACGUUCUAAUGCUUUAACCUUAAUUAAUGUUUCACGCAUGCUAUUCAGUGUUAGUAGGAAAUUAAAAUAAUUUUAGAUGGUUUUUUGAAACAAGUAAAAUGGUAAUUAAAAUUCAAUUUAAACGCCUGAAUAAAUGGCUGCUUUUUUGUAACACCAAAAUUUGAAUAACAAAAGAGUCUAUAUCAAUUCAGCAUCUGGUCGUCGCUGUGUAACAACGCUUUUCUCUAUUCUUAACAUUCCAGUUUCUUUAAAAUUGAUUUUUUCUAUCCAUCGUAACCGCCAUUGAAACCACAUUCAAAAUGUAACAUGCUGUAAAAUAUUUGUGCGCUUUCAAUCUUUUAUGUGUAUGAAACCCUUUCUUGCUGUGACAAAGAUAUGUCGGAGAUUGUUCUAAUAUAUAGCGUUACGGUCUGGGUUCAGGUUACGGAAAUUGCGAGGUUAGAAAUGUAUAAUGUAUAGCACACGCACGAUUUUCGGCCCACUUUGAUUUAAAAAUAUGUUGCUACAACGGUGAAGAAUCAAUUAUGUUAAAGUCAUUUGUACAUCCCCUACCCUAUUUUGCGUGCCGUAAAUAAGCCAAUACAUAAGUGGACACUGGCUCUCCCAGAGUAUGAAUGGAUAGCCGAAUUAUAUAAUACAAUGUGAAAAUGUGUAAAAAGAAA